Messenger RNA from Vanderwaltozyma polyspora DSM 70294, 1380 nucleotides. RefSeq names its product Rtt106p (gene RTT106). Bases 1 to 1380 code for a protein of 459 amino acids. Gene Ontology annotation, molecular function: histone binding; nucleosome binding. The record is from RefSeq and is a predicted model, not a curated record. Lineage: Eukaryota; Fungi; Ascomycota; Saccharomycetes; Saccharomycetales; Saccharomycetaceae. The transcript has a single exon.
AUGACUGAUUCUUUCCUGGAUAAACUACCAGCAGGUUUGAAAUCCAAGGUUAGUACAAUUAUUAGAGCCCUUCCUAGUUCCAAAAGUGUUUUCCAAGAACUAUAUGAGUUUGCAUUAAACGAAAAUGAUGAUUCCAAAAGAAAGAUGAGUAAGAACUCACCUUCUGAUAUAUGUGCUUCUUUAGAGCCAGUACAUGAAGAGUUUACUAUUUUUAAGAUUGAAGAUGUGACGAUUCUAUCACCCAUACGAAAGAAGCUGAAUUUGGUCUUACAUAUUUCCCCUACAACUAAAAAACCAUUAUUAUCAUUAACUAAUAAAGAUGGAGGUCAAGAACUUACUAUUGAGGAUUUGAAUAAGAACAUUUCAAUGGCUACGUUUUUACCAGUACCUGAAAAGAAAAAUAUUUUCUAUAUGUUCAUUAAUUAUAAGGAAUCGGUUGGUUCAAAAUACACUGAGCCUGUAUUAAUUACCAUUAAUAAGACAAAUAUUUUAGAGCAAUUCAAAAAAGUUGGCCUGAUAGAUUUGGAAAUACAGGAUUUCACAAAAUGUAUUGAAUAUAUAAGAAAACAAGCUAUUCUAACAGGAUUCAGAAUGUCGGAUCCAUUUUUCUCAGUACGUCAAGAUUCUGAUUCAGUCCCUUCAUUUCAUGUUGAAGGUCAUAGAGGUACAAAGGAAGGGACUUUGUAUUUUCUGCCAGAUCAUAUCAUUUUUGGAUUUAAGAAACCAAUCUUAUUGUUCCAAUCUAUAGAUAUCGAAUCUAUUACAUACUCCUCGAUUACUAGAUUAACAUUUAAUGUUACUUUGAUAACUAAAAAUGAUGAAAAAUUUGAAUUUUCUAUGAUAGAUCAAACUGAAUAUUCAAAGAUUGAUGAAUACGUUAAAAUGAGACAAGUUAAAGAUAGAUCCAUGAGUGAAGAACUUAAAGCAAAAACUGCAAAUAAAAAUCAACAAUCACAAAAUGAAGAUGACGAACAGAUCUCUGCUUUGGAAGCUGCUGCACAACAAAUGGAGAAAAAUAUGAAUAUAAAUGAUAUACCUGUAGAUUCAGAUGAUGAAGAAGACGAUGGUAACUUUGAAGCAGAAAGUGAUCUUUCUGACGGUAGUGAUGUAGAAGCUGAAGACGACUACGCUGAAGAUGACGAGGAUGACGAGGAUGAAGAAGAUGAAGAAGAUAAAGAAGAUGAAGAAAAUGAUAGAUUUGAGCACAAUGAAGAUCAAUAUGAGGAAAAGGAGGCAAGUUUGUUGGAUAUUGAACAUGGUGAUAGCGUAAAUUAUGAUGAUCCAGGCCAAGAUGGUUUUUCUGUCGAUUUAGGGAUUGACGACGUCCCAAUAGAGUUGGAUGAGGAUGACGAGGAAGGGUCUGGUGUAGAAUAUGAUUAA